CUUUAAUAUAGUCAUAAGUGGAGCAUGGCGACGCUGGGGGUGGAGUCGGAGGAGGAAGGCGGCGGCGACGAGGAAGAGGACGAGGCUUGGGCCAUGGAGCUGGCGGACGCGGAGGCGGCAGGCGGCUCGCAGGUUCAUGAUCAAGUGGUCCCAACUCGAACUUCUUCAUUCAGAAUCAUAGUCCACGUGGAUUUGGAUUGCUUUUAUGCACAGGUAGAAAUGAUCUCAAAUCCAGAAUUAAAGGACAAGCCUUUAGGGGUCCAACAGAAAUAUUUAGUGGUUACCUGCAACUAUGAAGCUAGGAAACUUGGAGUUAAGAAACUUAUGACUGUCAAGGAUGCAAAGGAAAAGUGUCCACAGCUGGUGUUAGUUAAUGGAGAAGACUUGACCCGUUACAGAGAAAUGUCAUAUAAGGUUACAGAAUUGCUGGAAGAAUUUAGUCCAGUUGUUGAGAGACUUGGAUUUGAUGAAAAUUUUGUGGAUCUGACAGAAAUAGUUGAGAAGAGAUUACAGCAGCUUCCAAGUGAUGAACUUUCUGCAGCGACUGUGUCGGGUCAUGUGUACAAUAAUCAACCUGUAAACCUGCAUGAUGUCCUGCACAUCAGGCUACUUGUUGGGUCUCAAAUUGCAGCAGAGAUGCGGGAAGCCAUGUACAAUCAGUUGGGACUCACCGGCUGUGCUGGAGUGGCUUCUAAUAAACUACUGGCAAAAUUAGUCUCUGGCGUCUUUAAGCCAAAUCAACAAACUGUCUUAUUACCUGAGAGUUGUCAAGAUCUCAUGCAUAGUUUGAACCACAUAAAGGAAAUGCCUGGUGUUGGCUAUAAAACUACUAAACGUCUUGAAGCACUGGGCAUCACUAGUGUGCAUGAUCUCCAAACCUUUUCAUCUAAAAUAUUAGAAAAGGAAUUAGGAAUUUCAGUUGCUCAGCGUAUCCAGAAGCUCAGUUUUGGAGAAGAUAACUCUCCUGUGAUACCCUCAGGGCCACCUCAGUCCUUUAGUGAAGAAGAUUCAUUUAAAAAAUGUUCAUCUGAAGUUGAAGUCAGAAAAAAGAUUGAAGAACUGCUUACUAGUCUUUUGAACAGAGUAUGCCAAGAUGGAAGGAAGCCCCAUACAAUAAGAUUAAUAAUCCGUCGGUUUUCAUCUGGGAAGCUCUGUGGUCGUGAGAGUCGACAGUGCCCUAUCCCAUCUCAUGUAAUUCAGAAGUUAGGGACAGGAAGUAAUGAUGUGAUGACUCCUAUGGUUGAUAUACUUAUGAAACUUUUUCGAAAUAUGGUGAAUGUGAAGAUGCCAUUUCACCUUACCCUUCUAAGUGUGUGCUUCUGCAACCUUAAAGAACUAAGUAGCGCGAAGAAAGGGCCUAUGGAUCGUUACUUAACACCAUCAUUAGCAACCACACGCCCUGGCAAGCGCAGUUUUAAAAUAAAAGACACUCAUAUGGAAGAUUUUUCUAAAGACAAAAAAACAAAUUGGAGUUUUGUACCAAGUGGAAGAAUUGAAAGUACAAGGACUGGGGAGUCUCCAGUAGAUACGACAGAUUUUUCUAAAGAAAAAGAUAUUAAUGAAUUUCCACUCCAUUCACUUCCUGAGGGUAUUGACCAAGAAGUCUUUAAGCAGCUUCCAAGAGAUAUUCAAGAAGAAAUCCUUUCUGGGAAAUCUACAGAGAAUUUUCAAGGAAAAGAAAGUCUGAGUUGUCCAUUGCAUGCCUCUAGAGGAGUGUUGUCUUUCUUCUCUACAAAACAAAUGCGAGAUACUCCCUUAAAUACUAGAGAUCAUUUAUCCAGUAGCAAAGAGGUAUCCUCUUUGUGUGAACCUGGAACAUCAGGCUUAAAUAGCAGUAGUUCUUCUUUUCUGUCUAGCCACAAGGAUUAUUAUGUAGAUAGUAGACUGAAAGAUGAAAGAACAGGUCAAGAAUCUAAAGAAUCUCAGGGGUUCCACUUUUCAAAUACAAACCCUGCUGUAUCAGUUUUUCAUUCAUUUCCAAAUUUGCAAAGUGAUCAACUAUUCACUAAAAGCCACACUGCACAUAGCCAUAAGCAAACAAUAGCAACAGGUUCUCAUGAUGAAAGACUUACAGAAAAUAGAGAGCAAGAUUCUGCUGACGAGAAAAUUACUUUUCCUUCUGACAUUGACCCUCAAAUUUUCUAUGAACUGCCAAAA
Molecule: messenger RNA, 2157 nt
Organism: Oryctolagus cuniculus (rabbit)
Lineage: Eukaryota; Metazoa; Chordata; Mammalia; Lagomorpha; Leporidae
Source: RefSeq, a predicted model, not a curated record